Molecule: messenger RNA, 3302 nt
Organism: Diospyros lotus (date-plum)
Lineage: Eukaryota; Viridiplantae; Streptophyta; Magnoliopsida; Ericales; Ebenaceae
Product: pentatricopeptide repeat-containing protein At1g74850, chloroplastic-like
Molecular function (GO): protein binding
Source: RefSeq, a predicted model, not a curated record
AUUUUGCGGGUCUUUUAUCCAUAACCUCUCCCUACCUCCACGUGUCCUCCUCCAACCCAGCUUCUUCGGCCAUUCCGCUAUCCGAGCUCCAUCCUUCAAACUCAGCUCCGAAACGGUCUCUGCUUCAGUCUUCUUCUCCAUCUUCAACCUCGGCCAAUUCAACAUCAGUCGUAGCUAAGCUCAUGCGAACCACAACGGCACUCCAAAUUUCCUGAAAUGACCCUCUCCUCUCUCUUAGUUUCCAUUCCCAACCCUCCCAAUCUCUUUCCCACAGUGCUCAGACCAAAUCCCAACCAGUUCGCUUUUCCCGCCAACAAGUUCGAAUUUCCAGGCGACUGGAGGAUCGGAAACUACACCGGCUGGAGGCUCAGGGCCAAGCCGAAGGAGCUCGUCCUCGGCAACCCGACGGUGACCGUCGAGAAGGGGAAGUAUAGUUACGACGUCGAAACCCUAAUCAACAAGCUCUCGAGCUUGCCGCCGAGGGGAAGCAUCGCGCGAUGCCUCGACGCGUUCAAGAACAAGCUCAGUCUCAAUGAUUUCGCCCAGGUGUUCAAGGAGUUCGCCGCUCGUGGCGACUGGCAAAGGUCGCUCCGCCUCUUCAAGUACAUGCAGCGCCAGAUCUGGUGCAAGCCAAACGAGCACAUCUACACCAUCAUGAUCGGCUUGCUCGGCCGCGAGGGCUUGCUGGAGAAAUGCACUGAGAUAUUCGACGAAAUGCCGAGCCAUGGCGUGGCGCGGAGUGUCUUCUCGUUCACCUCCAUAAUCAACGCGUACGGCCGGAACGGCCAGUAUGAGACUUCCCUGGAGCUUCUGGAGAAGAUGAAGAAAGAUAGAGUUCCGCCGAGCAUUUUGACUUACAAUACGGUGAUCAACGCGUGUGCAAGGGGUGGCUAUGAUUGGGAAGGGUUGCUGAGUUUGUUCGCUGAAAUGCGGCAUGAAGGUAUACAACCCGAUCUUGUGACUUAUAAUACACUGCUUAGUGCUUGUGCAAAUAGGGGUUUAGGUGAUGAGGCGGAGAUGGUUUUUAGGACUAUGAAUGAGGGUGGUGUUCUGCCGGAUAUUACUACUUAUGGUUACUUGGUCGAGACGUUUGGGCAAUUAGGUAAGCUAGAGAAGGUUUCUGAGCUUCUAAGGGACAUGGAGUUAGGAGGGAAUUUGCCUGAGAUUUCAUCUUAUAACGUCUUACUAGAGGCUUAUGCACACUCUGGCUCGAUUAAAGAGGCAAUGGGUGUGUUUAGGCAAAUGCAAGAAGCAGGUUGCAUGCCUAAUGCAGUGACUUAUACUAUUUUGUUGAAUUUGUUUGGGAAGCGUGGGAGAUAUGAUGAUGUUCGUGAACUUUUUCUUGAGAUGAAAGUAAACAAUACCCAGCCCGAUGCUGCUACUUAUAAUAUUCUCAUACAGGUUUUCGGGAAGGGUGGAUAUUUUAAGGAGGUAGUGACUUUAUUCCAUGAUAUGGUGGAGGAGAAUGUUGAGCCAAAUAUGGAGACCUAUGAGGGAUUGAUAUUUGCUUGCGGAAAAGGAGGACUUCAUGAGGAUGCAAAGAACAUUUUACUUCAUAUGAAUGACAAACAGUUAGUGCCAAGUUCAAAGGCUUACACGGGGGUCAUUGAAGCAUAUGGACAAGCUGCACUAUAUGAGGAAUCUCUUGUUGCCUUUAAUACAAUGAAUGAGAUGGGCAGUAAUCCCACCAUAGAAACUUUCAACUCUUUGAUUGAAGCAUUUGCUAGAGGGGGACUUUACAAAGAGUGUGAGAUGAUGUUAUGGAGAAUGGGUGAAAGUGGUAUUGCACAGGACAGGGAUUCAUUUAAUGGGGUUAUUGAAGGAUUUAGACAAGGGGGCCAGUUUGAAGAAGCUAUAAUGUAUGUUGAGAUGGAAAAGGCUAGAUGUGAUCCAGAUGAGCGUACCCUUGAGGCAGUGUUGAGUGUUUACUGCUUUGCAGGUCUUGUUGAUGAGAGCGAGCAACAGUUUCAGGAAAUUAAAGCAUUGGGCAUACUGCCUAGUGUGAUGUGCUACUGUAUGAUGCUGGCAGUUUAUGCAAAGGUUGACAGGUGGGAUAAUGCUAAUGAAUUGCUGGAUGAGAUGUUGACAAAUAGGGCAUCCAAUAUUCAUCAAGUAAUUGGUCAAAUGAUCAAAGGAGAUUAUGAUGAUGACUCUAACUGGCAGAUGGUGGAGUAUGUGUUUGACAAACUCAACUCUGAAGGCUGUGGUUUGCGAAUAAGGUUCUACAACACACUCCUAGAAGCACUUUGGUGGCUGGGGCAAAAGGAGCGGGCUGACAGAGUUCUCAAGGAAGCAACAAAGCGGGGACUUUUCCCUGAGUUAUUUCGUUCUAACAGACUUGUGUGGUCCGUGGACGUACACAGGAUGUGGCCUGGUGCUGCAUGUGUAGCAUUAUCUGUUUGGCUUAAUAACAUGCAUGAAAUGUUCGAAAAUGGGGAGGAUCUUCCUCAAUUGGCAACUGUUGUUGCAGUGCGGGGGCAAAUGGAGAAAAGCUCAAUAACACGAGACUUCCCUGUUGCAAAGACUACCUACUCCUUUUUGAAAGACAAUGUGUCAUCCUCCUUUUGCUUUCCUGGAUGGAACAAGGGCCGAAUCAUCUGUCAACGGGCGCAGCUUAAAAAGAUUUUGUCACCCACAAAACGUUCUUCAGAUGGGGCCAAAAAGGACAAGUUAAUAUCAUUAAGAAAUUCUCCCUUGCCCCUUCAAAGGACAAGAACACCCACAAGUGAGAUCAGGAGAGAACAGCAAGGAGUUGUGGAUUCUGAAAGAAAAACCAGAAUGGCAACUGAGCUUAUGGCAGGCAUGGUUUAAUAGAAGAACAAUACCUGCAGAUGGCACUUCAUGGUUGGCUGUUCUGGCUUGAAGAUCUUGGGAAUUUAAUACGGAGAAACUGGGGACUGAGGAUUGCAUUCAGAUGUAUUGUAAUGUCUCCUUUUGGUGAAGAAUGAAUUUAUUCUGUUGCCAGUUGGUUCCCAGCCUGCCAAUAUGUUGAAAAUAGACAAAUGGCCAGAUAUAAUGCCCGUUGACUGCACUUUCCUAUACUACCUUUCUUUGAAGCCCAUUUUCCUCCUGGCUUCAUUAACGGGGAAUGCAACAGAGGUCAGAAAUUUUAAAUUUUCUUUCCCCUGCCCAAAUGUUUGAAGUAAAUGUAUCAUCUAUAUUUGUUUUCCAGAUUUUGUAUCCCAUCUGUUGGGAAAUGGUAGUGAAUAGAUCUGCUUCAUAUUUCAUACAAGGAGUCAAACAUUUAAGCUCACUUUCUCUAUCCAGAAUAUAUAGAUAUCUAUGUAUAUACACUUCUUAUA